AUGUCGACGGGCGUUGCUGUAAAGCCAAGAGGACGAGUGAUCCUCCUUGUGGCUCUUCUCCUUUCUGCAUCUGGCGUUUUUUUCCUGGCAACGGAUGCGGCCACUGGUGGCGAUAGGCAGGCUCAGAGAGGCCGUCAAGGGGCAGUUGCAGGAGCGGCGGGGGAGGCUCCUGACUUGUUUUUGAAAGCCAACGCCGUGAAGCACGCCAAAGCUGAACCUGCAAAAGGGGCUCAAGAAGCACCAGUUGCUGACGAGGCGGCAGCUGGGGAGCAGGCAGCAGAUCUCGAGUCGGACGAUGCACCAGCUCAGUCCUCAGCUACGCUGCCGCGUGACAAGAAGACUGUCUCAAAACGUCAAGGCUUUGCAGGCUUGUGGACGCGGGUUCCACGCUGGGCUAAGGUGCUCGCUAACGGCCUCGCUCUUGCACUGUUGGUAAGCCUUGCCGUGAAAGGUAAACAAGUCAAGAAAGGCUGUGAAACGUGCAUGCGCAAGCAGAGAAAUUAA
Messenger RNA from Neospora caninum, 504 nucleotides. RefSeq lists its product as hypothetical. The transcript has a single exon. NCBI's taxonomy places the organism in Eukaryota, Apicomplexa, Conoidasida, Eucoccidiorida, Sarcocystidae. The record is from RefSeq and is a predicted model, not a curated record. Bases 1 to 504 code for a protein of 167 amino acids.